This is a messenger RNA of Conger conger (European conger), 2638 nucleotides long. It is a transcript of the gene slc27a1a, whose product is annotated as solute carrier family 27 member 1a. Gene Ontology annotation, cellular component: plasma membrane; mitochondrial inner membrane. Lineage: Eukaryota; Metazoa; Chordata; Actinopteri; Anguilliformes; Congridae. Gene Ontology annotation, biological process: medium-chain fatty acid transport; cardiolipin biosynthetic process; phosphatidic acid biosynthetic process. Gene Ontology annotation, molecular function: fatty acid transmembrane transporter activity; long-chain fatty acid-CoA ligase activity; long-chain fatty acid transmembrane transporter activity. The record is from RefSeq and is a predicted model, not a curated record. The transcript has 13 exons. The coding region runs from base 447 to 2390 and encodes 647 amino acids.
GUCCGGGUAUUAUACUUGGGAAUGAGUAUGCUUGGGUGUGAAGAUACCCGGUCCAUAAACUGGACAUCGUCAAAUAAGGAUCUGAUAGUUAGGACCUGCAUCUGUCGGCCUAGCACACAGAAAGUAGCUACCGGGAAAUAUAUUUUAUAUCUUUUAUUGUGAUUUUUAAAUCCGGAUGUAUGAAACGAAGUGUGAUUUCGCAUCACACUACUAUAGCUUGUAGUUUCAUUAUGGUGUUGAUUAAUACGAUUAGCUAGCUAUACUAGUUCGCUAAAGCUCCUGUUCCAGUUGGCUAGAAGUGAGCGAGAUAUACAAAGUCAUUAUACCGGGCCUAACGCAAUUUCUGGAGUGUAGCCUACUCCUCACAACCGUAGCCAGCUUUGGGAGUUGCCGACUAUAGUGGCUUUGUAAGCAUUACGGCUGUGGGAGAACUCUUGCUACAAAGCAUGCGGGGUGCAGCCAGUGUCUGUGCAUCUUUCGGAUCUCUGGGUUUGCUCCGGCUUUUUGGGAUACCCUGGUCCUGGAGCCUGGCGGCCAGUCUGGGGGUCUACCUGGGUACAGGGGGCUGGAGGUUCUUGUAUGUCGUGGUACGCACAGCCAAGAGAGACCUGACUGGUCUGUACGUGCUCCUGCGUGUGAAGCUGGCUCUCCGUCGGCACCUACGCAAAGGCAGCACGGUCCCCUCCAUCUUCGCCCAGACGGUGGCGCUGCACCCCGACAAGCCGGCGCUGGUGUACGAGGCCACGGGCGAGACCUGGACCUUCUCCCAGCUGGACCAGCUGUCCAACGCAGUGGCCCACUGGGCGCUGGCCCAGGGCUGGGCCCCGGGCGACAUGGUGGCCCUCUUCAUGGAGAGCCGACCCCUGCUGGUGGCCCUCUGGCUGGGCCUGGCUAAGGUGGGCGUGGAAGCGGCGCUCAUCAACUUCAACCUGCGCCGCGAUUCGCUCAUGCACUGCGUGGGCGUGUCCGGCUCACGGGGGCUGGUGUUUGGGGCGGAGCUAGCUGACGCCGUAGCGGAGGUGAACGCGUCUCUCAGUCAGUACAUGGUGCGGUUCUGCGCGGGGGAGCUGAGCUCCGAUCGACUCGCCGCCCUGGCCGCCGCCCCGCUGGACCCACUCCUGGCCUCCUCCCCCCGGCUGCCCCCUCCCUGUACCCACCGAAAGGGCUUCAAUGAUCGCCUGUUCUAUAUUUACACCUCUGGCACCACGGGACUUCCCAAAGCUGCAAUUGUCGUACAUAGCCGAUACUACCGCAUUGCUGCUUUUGGGUACUAUGCCUUCGGCAUGCGGCAGGAUGACAUCGUCUACGACUGCCUACCCCUUUACCACUCCGCAGGUAACAUCAUGGGGGUGGGUCAGUGCCUGAUUAAUGGUCUAACCGUUGUGGUGAAAAAGAAGUUCUCAGCCAGUCGCUUCUGGGAAGACUGCAUCAAGUACAACUGCACAGUGGUGCAGUACAUCGGGGAGAUCUGUCGGUACCUGCUGUCCCAGCCGGAGCGUCCCGCGGAGUCGGGCCACCGCGUGCGGCUGGCGGUGGGGAACGGGCUCCGGCCCAGCGUGUGGGAGGCCUUCACCGAGCGCUUCCGGGUGGCGCAGAUCGGCGAGUUCUACGGAGCCACGGAGUGCAACUGCAGCAUCGCCAACAUGGACGGCAAGGUGGGGGCGUGUGGCUUCAACAGCCGUAUCCUGCCCUAUGUGUACCCAAUCCGUUUGGUGAAGGUGGAGGAGGAGACCAUGGCACUGGUCCGGGACAGGGAGGGCCUGUGUGUCCCCUGUCGGCCUGGGGAGCCAGGGCUGCUGGUGGGCCGGAUUAACCAGCAGGACCCCCUGCGGCGUUUUGACGGUUAUGCCAGUCAGGAUGCCACCAACAAGAAGAUCGCCCGCGACGUCUUCAAGAAGGGAGACUCCGCCUACCUGUCAGGUGAUGUUCUUGUGAUGGAUGAGUUGGGGUACAUGUACUUCCGGGAUCGCAGUGGGGACACGUUUCGCUGGAGGGGGGAAAAUGUCUCCACCACGGAGGUAGAGGGGACACUCAGCACGCUGUUGGGGCAGGCUGACGUGGCUGUGUAUGGAGUACCUGUACCAGGUGUAGAGGGAAAAGCGGGGAUGGCGGCCAUUGCAGACGGGGAGGGGCAGUUCGACUGUGCUGUCUUCCUCCGGGAGGCUCAGCUGGUCCUGCCUCCUUACGCUCGUCCUGUCUUCCUCCGCAUCUCCCCACAGGUGGACACCACAGGCACCUUCAAAAUCCAGAAGACCAGACUACAGAGGGAGGGAUACAAUCCACGUCUCACAAACGACCGGAUCUACUUCCUGAAUUCCCGGGCCGGGUGUUAUGAAAUUGUUAAUGAGGAGCUGUAUAGUUCCAUUUUAGAGGGCAGGAUGUCCCUAUGAGACUGACAGACUAACAGACUGACAGAGGGAGGGUGGACAGACUGACACCCCCUGUUAAUGCGCCCCUCUCUCUCCACAGUUUCCCUAGGGACAGCAAGGCAUCUAAGGGUUAAUGUAAAAGUGUAGAUUAGGGCUCUGAUUGUUGCAUUCGGAGCAAAGUCCCGGUGCUGUGGUUGAAUUUUGGGGAAACAGGGUUCAGUUUAUGAAGUGAAUACUGAAACCUGGCUGCUGAAUAGUCUGACUUAAUG